Molecule: messenger RNA, 2953 nt
Organism: Dendrobium catenatum
Lineage: Eukaryota; Viridiplantae; Streptophyta; Magnoliopsida; Asparagales; Orchidaceae
Product: dynamin-related protein 3A-like
Exons: 21
Coding region: 96-2693 (865 amino acids)
Cellular component (GO): microtubule; cytoplasm; membrane
Molecular function (GO): GTP binding; GTPase activity; microtubule binding
Source: RefSeq, a predicted model, not a curated record
GCAAGUUCCCCGCAUCGCAUAGGAGGGACUCGCUCACGACCGCUUCCUUUUAUCUUUGAAGCCAAAAACCCUACUCGAUCUGUACGAAGAUUUAAAUGGCAGAUGAAGAGGUCUCCGUAAGCUUCUCAGGUUCUUCGCAAUCGCAGCCGAUGGCUCCUCCUGGUCCUGUGGGGAGUUCGGUGAUUCCGAUUGUUAACAAGCUGCAGGACAUCUUUACGCAGUUGGGGAACUCAUCGACGAUCGAUUUACCGCAGGUGGCUGUCGUCGGGAGCCAGAGCAGCGGUAAGUCGAGCGUCUUGGAGGCAUUGGUCGGCCGCGACUUCUUGCCGCGGGGUUCGGACAUUUGCACGCGGCGACCGCUUGUGCUGCAGCUCAUGAAUAUCCUUCGCCGGUCUGAUGCGCCUGCGGAAGGGGGCGAGGAGUGGGCGGAGUUCCUGCACCUGCCCGAAAAUAGGUUUUAUAAUUUCUCCGAGAUACGCCGGGAGAUUCAGGCUGAAACUGAUCGUGAGGCAGGAGCAAACCAGGGAGUUUCAGACAAGCAAAUUCGUUUGAAAAUUUUUUCGCCAAAUGUUCUUAAUAUUACUUUAGUUGAUUUACCUGGCAUAACAAAGGUGCCCGUUGGUGAUCAACCAAGUGACAUUGAGGCUAGAAUUAGAACAAUGAUCUUAUCAUAUAUCAAGAAUGAUACUUGCAUUAUAUUGGCGGUUUCUCCAGCAAAUGCAGACUUAUCAAAUUCUGAUGCACUUCAGAUGGCUAGGAUUGUCGAUCCUGAUGGUUCUAGAACAAUUGGGGUCAUCACAAAGUUGGAUAUCAUGGACAAAGGAACUGAUGCACAGAACUUUUUACUGGGAAAUGUCAUCCCCCUCAGACUUGGCUAUGUUGGCAUUGUUAAUCGUAGUCAGCAGGAUAUCAACUUUAGCCGAAGCAUAAAAGAUGCACUGGCAAAUGAAGAAAAGUUUUUUCGCCUUCAUCCUGUAUAUCAUGGCCUGUCUCAUUGUUGUGGGAUCCCUCAGUUAGCCAAGAAAUUGAAUAAGAUUUUGGUUCAACAUAUCAAGACAGUUCUUCCAGGAUUGAAAUCUCAUAUUAAUUCCCAGUUGGUGGCUGUUGCAAAGGAACAUGCUGCCUAUGGUGAUGUUGCAGAAUCAAAGGCUGGCCAAGGCGUCAAAAUAUUGAAUAUUCUUACAAAAUAUUGUGAAGCUUUUACUUCUAUGAUUGAUGGAAAAAAUGCUGAAUUAUCAACAUCUGAGCUUUCUGGUGGGGCCCGAAUAUAUUAUAUCUUCCAGUCAAUAUUUGUGAGAAGUUUGGAGGAAGUUGAUCCAUGUGCUGACGUAACUGAUGAUGACAUUCAGAUGGCUAUUCAGAAUGCUACUGGUGCUAAACGUUCUUUGUUCUUACCUGAUGUGCCAUUUGAAGUUCUUGUGAGAAGGCAGAUUGGUCGUUUGCUAGAUCCAAGCCUUCAGUGUGCUAAAUUUAUCUAUAAUGAAUUGAUAAAGAUGAGCCAUGUCUGCCUAGCAAAUGAGCUACAUCGGUACCCUGUUCUUAGGAAAUGCAUGGAUGAUGUAAUUCGGAAUUUCUUACGUGAAGCCCUCCAGCCUGCAGAGACGAUGAUAACUCACCUGAUUGAAAUGGAGAUGGAUUAUAUAAACACUUCACAUCCAAAGUUCAUUGGAGGAAGCAAUGCUGUGGAGACGGCACAGCAGCAAGUCAAAGCUUCAAGAGUAGCAUUAUCAGUUUUCAGGCCCAAGGAAGGGUUGGAUACUGAUAAGUCGCAAACAUCUGAGAAAGCUCAAAAAACUAGAGCAGUUUUUUCUAGGUCAGGUGCAAAUGGAGUUGGUCAUGAGCAGGCUGCCGUGAGAUUUUUGCCCUUGCCCUUAUUUUCUUUCUACCAUGUUUUCAGAGUUCUUCACUGCAGAUUUCAUCAACAAUAUUCCCUUUAUGGUGUUCGACCUGUUGCUGAUUCUGACCGAGGUUCAUCUGGAGCAAGUGGAUCAAGUUGGGGCUUCUCAACAAUUUUCGGUGUGAGUGAAAACCGAGCAACUACAACAAACAGUUCAUCCAACAAACCUCAGAGCAUUCCUACUCAAAAUGUGGAUCAUUCACCCUCCAUGAUCCAACUAAGAGAGCCACCCGCAGUCUUGAAGCCUUCAGAAACUCAUUCGGAGCAGGAGACUUUGGAGAUUACCAUAACAAAAUUAUUGCUUAAAUCUUACUAUGAUAUUGUUCGGAAUAAUGUUGAGGAUACAGUUCCGAAGGCAAUCAUGCACUUCCUGGUGAAUCAUGCAAAAAGAGAAUUACACAAUGUUUGUAUCAGGAAGCUUUACAGAGAAAAUCUUUUUGAAGAAAUGUUGCGAGAACCGGAUGAAGUGAGUGCGAGGAGGAAAAAGAUUCGGGAAACUCUCCGGGUUCUACAGCAAGCUUACAGGACGCUUGAUGAAUUGCCAUUUGAAGCCGAGACUCUAGAGAAGGGCUAUUCUUUGGAUACAGAGUCGACUGGUUUACCUAAGAAGGGCUAUUCUUUGGACACAGAGUCGACUGGUUUACCUAAGGCCCAUCGCAGCGAUCAGAACACAGCUCACACUUCCUCUCCAAAGAACCCCAAGUUGAGGAAGUCAGCUCAUUCUGGAGAACAGCCAUCACCUCUAUUUCCCAACUCUGAUGCCAAUGUACGGGGACCAUUCACUUCAGAACCUUAAAUAGAAGCUAAGUAUGGUUAGUUUCAGAGCAGCAUACCUUCGUGGAUAAUAUGAUGCAAUUCAUAGGUUAUAUGCUUUACGUCUUUUUUUCCAAGCAGGGAAAGUGUCCAGUGCAUGUUGCUUGCAUGUAAAUAUAGUUAGGCACGAUCCUUAUUCUUUUUUGCUUAUAGUUUUGUUUUAUUUUUUAUUUUUUUGGAUAAAUUGCAAUAUAGUUUUGUUUGGAAUUAAUAACAUGAACUGUCUAGCUUUCUUAGCUGAAA